AUGCAAAAAAAGCAGUAUAUCGAGGACCAGAGAUCCAUUUCUCCAGUAUUAGAGUCGGGUUCUUACAAACAAAAUGAUGGUUACAUGAAAGGUGAUGAGAAGAACACGUUAGCGAUGUUCAACCAGCUAUUUAUUGACUCCAACAAAUUAGCCGCCGACGAUGAAAAUGACAACACAGACGGAGAAGCAGGAGAAAGCAGUAACGGAGAAGAAUAUGAGGAAGAAAUCAUUCAUUUAGGUGAUGGUGAUCAUCACGACGAUACCGCUAUGGUGGAUGGUGAAAAAAAGAUAGUUGAUAGUGAGGAAGAUUGCAACGACUAUGAGGCAGAGACAAAUGGUAAUGAAGAUGGUAAUACAGACGAAAAUAAAGAGAAUUGCGACCCCAAUCAUGGUGAUAUGAAGCUAACAAAUGAGAAGCCUCUUGCAAGAGGAAGGCCAUCAAGUUGUGUGUUUGUUGCCAGUCUCUGCUCCAGUAGAAGUGACGACGAACUCUGUGUGUCUGUAACUAAGCAUUUUGGCCAAUGGGGUAAAUUAUCAACCGUUAAGGUACUCCGUGAUCCUGCAAAUAGGCCAUAUGCCUUUGUUCAGUAUACAAAUGAUAAGGAUUCGAGAACUGCCAUUUACAGAGGACAUAACUCAAUCUUGAACGGUAGAAACUUGAGGUGUGAGGCAGCAAAGGUUAACAGGACAUUGUUCAUUUCUUCCAAGUUCUUGAAAACAGAAAAAGGAUUCAAAGAUGCGUUGCAAGAGUUUGGAGAAAUUGAGCAAUUAAUCCCCAGCGAUGAAUUCGGCAAUGUUAAGUCAAGCAAACCACAUACAAAGAGCUCUAAGCAUUGGUUCUGUAAAUAUGUUUAUCGUGACGAUGCCAUCAGAGCUUUUGCCAACCUAAGUGAAAAUAAUUUGUUUCAUAUUGAAUGGGCUCAGAAUAUUGAAACCUUCAGCAGUAAUAAAAACCACAACAGUUAUCACAAUGCAGUGAAGCAAGAGGAAAAUAAAAUGAAGUUCGACAAAUUUUCCGUGUUCGUUGGUCAAUUGAACUGUUCCGUCACGGAAGAGGAAUUGAUUAAAAGAUUUAAGCGCCAUGGUAAAAUUGAAGAAGUCACUAUUAUUAAAAAGACUUCCAACACAUUUGGCUUUGUUAAAUAUAAGGAAGAAUCGAGUGCAGCGAGUGCUGUCGAAAGGGAGAAUCAUUCUAUGUUUAAAGAUAAGACAAUGCAUGUUCAGUAUAGAGAAUUACAUUCAAAUACCUUGAAGCAUUCACCCAAGGCCCAAGGGGUUGCAUUAGCACCUCCUCCUAUUAAUCUAAAGAAAAGAACCACAUUGGGUGCUAAGAAGACUUCUGAUUUGAGGAAAAUUUCACCAUUUAACCAUCACCUUUACCCCAUGCCUAUCCCCAUACCAACAAAGAAGAACUUCAACAGCUACACUACAAAUCAUAGUAAGCAGAGAAAUAUCACCAAUCCAUACAAUACAAAUUCUAUCGGUAGACGGAGAUACUCCAAGUUUGGUGACGUUUACGAUAAAUUGAAACCAGAAAUAAAGGAGGAUUCACCUACCCCCCCAGAAAGCGUUCAAACAUAUGAUUCACAUACAAUCACUAAAAGCGGAUAUUCUCCUUCUAGUGCUGUGAACAGCGAAAGAUCAGAAGGAAACAAGAAUCUCAAAAGUACCAAUAAAACUAAGAAUGUCCCAUAUUUUUACUAUAUUCCCACUAAUGAAGUAGCAUCUGGUUCAAACUCAGGUUAUUACAAUCCGUACCAAUACUUUAUUCCAUACGAAGCAUCGCCAGAAUUUCAAUCACAAAAUGGUUAUGGUGUACCAUUCCCGAUGUAUUAUCCACCAACAAAUAAUGAUCAAGAAUUCAAUUUUGAAGAUUCAUUUGAAACUCCAAAUUGA
Debaryomyces hansenii CBS767 is the source of this 1896-nucleotide messenger RNA. RefSeq lists its product as uncharacterized. Gene Ontology annotation, molecular function: RNA binding. Lineage: Eukaryota; Fungi; Ascomycota; Pichiomycetes; Serinales; Debaryomycetaceae. The coding region runs from base 1 to 1896 and encodes 631 amino acids. The record is from RefSeq and is a predicted model, not a curated record. The transcript has a single exon.